This is a messenger RNA of Cladocopium goreaui, 1602 nucleotides long. The record is from the annotation of a GenBank genome assembly. NCBI's taxonomy places the organism in Eukaryota, Dinophyceae, Suessiales, Symbiodiniaceae.
GCCUAUUGCCGCAGCUGCACAUUGUGCAGAAGCUCUGCCAUGUAGCAGCUGUUUUGACCAUGGCGGAGGCUGCCGAAAUUGAGGCGUUGGCGCAAUCCUCCAAGCACACCAAAGGAAAGCUUCUUGAUAUUGGCGCGACUCUUCAACAGCAGAUCGAAGCUCUUGAACACGCGUCACGCCCUCGAGAAGCCACCCUGGAAGAGCCCGCAUUAAAGCGACAACGCCAGGAUGAAGGACAAGCUGCAACUCCGUCGACAUUUUUAAGUGGCGCGCUCCAAAGUGGUCAUGGCCAUGGAAAUGUUCCUACUUUACAAGCCAAAGCCGCAGCAACCAGGCCUCCUGAGCAAGUUGGUGGCGCAGGUAUUUGUCCCUGUACGGGAUGCAGCAUCGGCCCGGUCGGUUCAGUGGAUGCCUUUGGAGCGAAUCGGAAUCUCUUAAAGCCCAUUGGCAGCUUCGACGAUGACUGCAGCGGCUCUGGUUGCUCUUGUGGCAACAAUGGCUGCAACGGCGGCUGCAGAGGGAUGUGCGGUGAAGGCGGCUGUGGCAACUGUGGUUGUUGCCCCAGCUGUGGAACCGGCAGCGGUUGCUGCAAUGGUCCGUGCAGUGCCUGUGCCAACUGUGGAGGCUGCAAUGGCAACUGCAGUGGCAGCUGCGGUGGCAACUGGGGUGGCAGCUGUAGCAGCAGUUGCUGUGGCGGUUGCUGCGGAGGAGGCUGCUGUGGAGGUUGUUCUGGACCUAUUUGUGGCUGCGGUGGCUGCCCCUGCGGUGGUUGCGGGAGUUGCGGAGGUUGUGGCACUUGCGGUGGCUGUGGCUGCGGCUGUGGCAACUGCAAUGGGUGUGGAAGCUGUGGCAGUUGUGGCGGUUGUGGCAGUUGCGGCUGCAGCUCAUGCGGAGGUUGUGGCGCAUGUGGUGGAUGUGGCGGAUGCGGUGGAUGCGGUGGAUGCGGUGGAUGCGGUGGAUGCGGUGGAUGCGGCUGUGGUGGUGGCUGCAGAGGGUGUGGCAACGGUUGUAACGGGUGUGGAAGCUGUGGACAGGGGCCUCAGGGCAACCAGGGACAGGGCUGCGGCUGUGAUGGAAUGAAUUCCAUGAAUCCCAUGGCCAUGAUGGGUCAGAUGGCCAUGAUGAGUGCCAUGAUGGGUCAAAUGAUGGCCUCGGGCGAUGCCAAUGGCAGCUCGCCCAAACAGCAAAAGGAUGACGAGGAAGAUACGUCGACGUACGGCUCGUCCUUCAACGUCAAUCAUCCCAAUUACCGACCUCCGGAUAUGGAGCAAAAGCCAGGCAUCACAGACAAACGGUUUGUAGGGCGAAUCAAAUUCUGGUUUGAAACCAAAGGAUUCGGCUUCAUCGAGAGCGAAGAGUUCUCCAAAGUCUUUGGUGGUGACUCUGAUGUCUUCUUGCAUCACUUUCAAAAGAGGCACUUCCAAAGAGGUGAUCUCGUCGAGUUCAGUGUCUUCACCAAUUUUCGAGGAAAACCUCAAGGAACAGAGCUGAGAAAGGUGAAGCAGUGAGUGGCCCAGUGGCCCAAAUGCCUCAAGGUACGAUGAGAUGCCCCGCAAGUCGCAGCUCCCGGUGGAAACAUGUUUGGAAUUGUUUGGAUUUCUU